UUUAAGGGACAACGGCGCUGUUAGAAAUGUCUGGAACUCAGAAACGACACUGCUUCCACCAAGAUGAAGCUCCGGAGAUUCCCUCCAAAGCCCCGUGUCUGGGACAGAACGAGGUGAAUGAAACCGUCUUGAUAGACACUAAUGACGCCACAAGUGAUGUAAUACAAUACGUCAUGACGGAAACGUCUGACCACUACAGGAAUGGAAGACCGUACAAAAUUCUCUUCUACCCGGGUAAAAGUACUGCCAUAAUCCAAAUCAACCUUCCGGGCGAUCAGCUAGUGAGAGACAUGGUGCUAACGUUGAACCAUUGUCGGACAAAUUGUCACGGGGUGAUUGACAUAUUUUUAAAUGAUUCGGUGCUUGUAAAAGGCUAUUCGGAUGCUAGGUGGGAUAACUUUGGAGAGCAGACGUUCAAUGUUCCAGUAUAUCUGUUAAAAAAGGGUACAAAUGAACUGACUAUCAGACUUAAUAAAACUAGCAGAGGAGUUUACUGGUUGUCUGAUAUCAAGAUAGAAACACGGAUUGUACGAUAAUGUAAAAUUGAAGAAAGAGAUGCCGAGAAGUCGCAUAAUAGACUAAGCUCACCCUAACGGAAAAUGUUAGGCAGGAAAGACGGAUCAAAUGUCCUCGCUAGAUCACACCCAUUCAAA
Messenger RNA from Saccostrea echinata, 653 nucleotides. RefSeq lists its product as uncharacterized. Bases 27 to 536 code for a protein of 169 amino acids. NCBI's taxonomy places the organism in Eukaryota, Metazoa, Mollusca, Bivalvia, Ostreida, Ostreidae. The transcript is spliced from 2 exons. The record is from RefSeq and is a predicted model, not a curated record.